This is a messenger RNA of Periophthalmus magnuspinnatus, 3179 nucleotides long. RefSeq names its product S100 calcium binding protein U (gene s100u). The coding region runs from base 151 to 834 and encodes 227 amino acids. The record is from RefSeq and is a predicted model, not a curated record. The transcript is spliced from 3 exons. Gene Ontology annotation, cellular component: perinuclear region of cytoplasm. NCBI's taxonomy places the organism in Eukaryota, Metazoa, Chordata, Actinopteri, Gobiiformes, Gobiidae.
ACGGAAUCGCGGAAGAGAUUCUGCAGUCCUACUAGUUUGGCAAGUUCUCUGCGACUCAAAGCGGCGUAGAAAAGGCGGGGAUCGGUGCACUAUCUGACCAUUACGCACAUUAGUACACUUCUCAGUCCCGCAGUCGCUAAACGAAGAAUCAUGGAGGCUGCUAUUCAAACUCUCGUGAAUGUCUACCUGAAGUCCAGCAAAAGGAAAGAGAACCUGGGAAAGAAGGACUUCCAGAACCUCGUCAAGAGUCAACUCAGCAACAUCCUCUCGGACACGGACAGUAAGGAGGCAGUCAACAACAUGGCCGUCGGCCUGGACGAGAAUCAGGAUGGUAAACUGGGCUUCCCAGAGUACAUGAAGCUGAUUGGUUACUUGGCUGUGUCUCUGAGUGAGCAGCGUAUGCUGGCCACAGAGGAACCUAACCAGAAUGCCACAGGCCAAGUGGCUCAGAGCAGCCCAGACAAAGAAGAGAAGACCGAGGCCAACACGGAGGUAAACGCAGAGGUCAAGGCUGAGCCUAAAGCGGAGAUGAAGGAAGAGGCUGCCACUGCCGCUGCCACUGUAGAGCUUAAUGUGGAGGCUCCAAAGGUUGAAGCAGAAGGAGAAGUGAAGGCUGAAGUAGAGCCCCCCAAAGAAGAGACCUCUGAGGUGGUGGUCACCACAACAACAACAACAGUGGUGACAGAGGGGAUCAAUGGAGGGAUCAAAGAGAUCACAGAGGUCAAGAAGGUGACAGAAGUGAAAGAGGAGGUGAAGGAGGAGGUGAAGGAGGAAACAGUAAAAGGAGAAGACGUUCCAGCGGCUGAAGAGAAGAUAGAGGAGACAGCCUCAUAGAGGACAGUGCUGACCAAAACUAAGUUCACACUACAGAGCAUUAGCCCUGCCACUCUGAGGUGGCAACAAACUCCUGAUUUUGCAAAACACUACACAAACCCUGAAAUAAUGAACUCUGGCAAAACACUAAAAUCAAUUCUAAAAAUAUAUAAAAAAGUAUAUACCUUCAUAUCUGAUACCCCAUGUACAUGGCAGUUGAAUAUGACUUUGUACUACUACUUAUUAUGUCCAUAUGUACAGCAUGUGCAUCCCCUUAUCUAGCACGUUUACCUCAUGAUAUAUGAUGCUAUGUGUCAGUCCCUGUGAAAUAUGUGCCACUUGACGAACCACUAGAGCCAAUGCAUCCCAUCAAUCUCGCCAGCCUCAGGGCUGUAGCAACUGUCAACAAAACAACUCCUCUUUUAUAUCUGAGCAUUUAAAAGGACAAUAAACAAGUUGUUUUGCUCUUUUUGUCCCUAUUACGCCAUUUACUCUUACUAGUGUCUUUUGUUACUGUAAAACCCACUGUCCCCAGUUCUGGGAUUUCCCAAAAAAUAAUUUUCACUUAGAGCAUCCAUGGGUUACAAGGUGGACAGUAGAGUCGGCCUGUAGUUAAAUAAUUAAGUGUCCAAGAUGGAAAGCACACCGAAGGGCCUUCUGGUUCAAAGGAGGUCUGUGUCGUCCAUUGGGAGCGGGCUGCAGGUCAGGGAGGUGUUCGCUCAUGCAACCUAAUCCUGAGGAUUAGAUCUGGCCAUAGCUACACUAACUAAAGACUACAGAGUCUCGGACACGACAGGUGUCACUGGUGUUAGGUAUGAGAAUAUGCGCCUGGUUCGGUCCUACUGUGAGAUGUUAGCCAGCAGCAGUAAUGAGCAGAGUCCAUACAGAAAUGUCCCAUUGUGUUGUGAGGCUGUUGUUUUCACUUGUCCAGGCCUAUGUUUAUUGUUUUGCCGGUCACGCCCCAGUACAGUUAAAAACCCUGUUUGACCUGCAACUGGAUCCUUAUGUCCCGAGCAUUGGGAUAGUGUGGAUUAAUCUGGUGGUAACACGCCCAAGGAAACAAACAAUUACAUGAAAGUAAUCCUGGGCUUCAGGGAUGCGCCAAAGCUGGUAGUACUUUUAUUAUGGGUUGAAUAAAAUACUGAGCCAUCAACAUGAACCUAUGUGCUUUUUUAUGCCAGUGUAAAACUUUGCAUGCUCAAAAAUCUAUUUUGUUAUUUACUAUUGUCUUACUAUGGCCAUUACUUCAUGUAAACAGGUUUUUCAUACCAUAUUGUAUUUAUCUUCUCAUUGGACCACUAUGGAUAUCACUUGAAAAUGCUUUACCCCAUUAUAUGAAAGUACAAUUUUAUGUUUUUCAAAUUGUUUUUUAUCAUUAAUAAUACAGCCAGUGAUUUGGCUGCUGUUUCUAUAGUAUAGUGUAGUAGGUUCACUUAGCCAGUCUGUUUUACUCUUAGCUCUGUCACUGCAGCACCUGGCACUUCAAACCACUAAACAGCAAGACAAAUAGAGUCAUGUGCUAUAUCCCCGCCUCUAUGGGAUCCUCCCAUUGUAAAUAUAACAGUCUUAUACACUACUCAGCUUUUUCCAUGCUAUUUCCUGCAUGAUUUUUUACCGACUAACAACCAUUAUAUUGGACAUGUGGGCUUUUAAACUAUAUUUUUAUAAACAUAUUUUGUGUAUGUUAAAUAUUAUAUGGUACUUCUUGUGAAUAUUGGAGACAUAUCAGACCUUUGCACCAUUUGAAAGGGCUAAACUUGCAUCUUGUACAUGCAGACCACACCAGCAGGCUGCAUACUUUUGAGAUCCCAAUAGGCCAGUGGGUUUGUUUUGCAAUCUUCUUUCCUCUCUGUCUUUUGGAAUCAAUGGAAUAAGUGUAAUAAAUUAACAAGAACUUGCACUACACAUAAAACUGGACACUUGCCAAUACAUUCCUGUCCAAAUUAGAUGUUAUGUGCAAAUUCCUUUAAUGCAGCUAUUGCAGUUUAAUCUCUUAAUGAUAGCAAUAAUAAGUGGCAUAAAUCUAGUUACUUUAGGGGCGUCUUUUCAUGGAGGCUUUUGUAAUGUCUGGCUGAAAUAAUGUAAGCUGUCCCAUAGUGAAAACCCCACCCAUCCUCAAUGUUGAUUAGAAACAUUUGCAGCAGGGAGUGUUUAUAGCCACACUUUUAUUACUGCACAAUAGGUCUUAUUAUAUUCCAAAGAUACAGUUUCCAGCAAUUAUGCGGAUGUUCUUUUGUCCCCAUUGUAUUUUUAUUUCCUGCCAAAUUUAAAGUUCAUUGCAAUUUCUUGUUAACAUCAUUUGUGCUUAAUCUAUGUAACAUGUAAUGGCUAAUAUUGAAUAAAACUGUGACAAUAUUAUACUUAAA